Messenger RNA from Letharia columbiana, 1479 nucleotides. RefSeq lists its product as uncharacterized. The coding region runs from base 1 to 1479 and encodes 492 amino acids. Gene Ontology annotation, cellular component: cytosol. Lineage: Eukaryota; Fungi; Ascomycota; Lecanoromycetes; Lecanorales; Parmeliaceae. Gene Ontology annotation, molecular function: argininosuccinate lyase activity. The record is from RefSeq and is a predicted model, not a curated record. The transcript is spliced from 4 exons.
AUGGCUCAGUCUCAGGAGCAAGCGCAGGAGAAGAAGCCGGGGAAGAAUAUGCUGUGGGGUGGGAGGUUUACUGGUGGGAUGGAUCCUCUUAUGAACACAUUCAAUGCCUCCCUUCCCUACGACCGCAUCCUCUAUGCCCAAGAUAUAGCCGGCUCGAUUGCGUUUGCCCGCGCCAAUAAGAACCGGGGGAUAUUGACGAGCAGCGAAUUCCAAAAGAUAGAAGAGGGGUUUGAGAAGGUGAAGAAAGAGUGGGAAGAUAACAGUUUCGAGGUUAGGGAGGCGGACGAGGAUAUACAUACCGCCAAUGAAAGAAGAUUGUGUGAGAUCAUUGGCAAUGAAGUUGGAGGGAAACUGCAUACAGGCCGAAGUCGCAAUGAGCAGAUUGCGACAGAUAUGAGGUUGUGGUUGAGGGAUGAGUUGAGGAAGAUUGAUCAAUAUCUAGUCGAUCUGCUGCGCGUGAUGACUAGUCGAGCGGAGAUGGAGAUUGAGCUUCUGAUGCCAGGUUAUACCCAUCUUCAACGCGCACAACCGGUCCGAUGGAGUCAUUGGCUGCUCAGCUAUGGCAUGGCCUUCGCCGCAGACCUGCAGCGGUUGCGGGAGACGAUUAAGAGGGUCAACAGGAGUCCGUUGGGCUGUGGAGCGCUGAGUGGAAAUCCGUUUGGUAUCGAUAGGGAGGCUAUGGCUAAGGAGCUUGGGUUCGAAGGACUGAUGUGGAAUUCCAUGGCUGCGGUCGCUGAUCGGGACUUUGCACUCGAAUCUAUACAAUGGUCUUCGUUCCUAAUGUCUCAUGUGAGCAGGCUAGCAGAGGACCUGAUCAUCCACUCGACCGCCGAAUUUGGGUAUGUGAAACUGAGUGAUGCAUACUCAACGGGUUCGAGCCUGAUGCCGCAAAAACACAAUCCGGAUUCUCUGGAGCUGUUGAGGGGCAAGAGUGGGAGGGUAUUCGGCCAGGCGUGCGGGCUGCAGAUGAGUAUAAAGAGUACGCCGAGUACAUACAAUAAGGAUUUGCAGGAGAGUGUGGAGCCGAUGAUUGAUUGUGUGAAGACGGUGGGGAUGAGUGUGCAGAUCUUGACAGGGGUGGUCAGUACGAUGAAAUUGCAGAAGGAGAAGAUGUGGGAUGCGCUGUCGCCGGAUAUGCUUGCCAUCGAACUUGCCGAGUUUCUCGUCCGGAAGGGAGUCCCAUUCCGAGAAACGCAUCAUAUUUCUGGCCGCAUUGUCGCGCUGGCAGAAAGCGAGGGCGUACCGAUGGAUAAAUUGUCUGUCCAACAAAUACAGAGCGUCGACGAUAGGUUUGAUGACGAUGUGAAAAAUUGCUUCAAUUAUGAAAGGAGCGUUGAAAUGAGAUCUGCGAAAGGGGGAACAAGCAAGGCGUCGGUAUUGGAGCAGAUUGCCGUGCUGAAGGACUUGCUUGAGUCCAAGGAUGCAAAGCUCGAUGCUUGGGGCAAGCAAUCAAAGGACGACGAUGGAGAUUUCUCAUGA